Fundulus heteroclitus (mummichog) is the source of this 5391-nucleotide messenger RNA. RefSeq names its product oocyte zinc finger protein XlCOF6. NCBI's taxonomy places the organism in Eukaryota, Metazoa, Chordata, Actinopteri, Cyprinodontiformes, Fundulidae. The transcript is spliced from 3 exons. The coding region runs from base 119 to 2350 and encodes 743 amino acids. The record is from RefSeq and is a predicted model, not a curated record.
AGAAAGAGAAGCGGAAGAAGAAGAUGACUCGUACAAAGUGUUUACAUCUUUCUUGACUUCGUGCUGAAGUUAAUUUGAUCAGCAUCGCAUGGGAAAUAUAUGACUGUUUGCAGUGAAGAUGUCUUCAGUUCCGCCCCAGAGAGAGAUUAGCAACGAGCAGGAAACUCCUGCUGAAGAAACCUUCAUGGAGUUCAAAGAAGUGGCCGUGAAGCCAGAGGAAGAGAUGGAUGAUCAGCUCAGGCUGCUGGAGCUCAGCCGGAUCCCCCCGAUAAUCUUACAGCGAAUAGAUCCCCAAAAAACUUGGGUCUGUAAUGAGGAGGAGGUUCACACUGAGCUCAGCAACCAGGAGGGAAUCUCCUCUUUAUAUAAAGAACCAGAACCUCUGCAGGUAAAACUGGAGAAAAAGGAACAAGAACAUCAAAAGUUUAAAGAGGAAGAGCGGCAACUCUGCAUCAGUCAGGUUGAAAAGCAACUUGUGCUGAAACAGGAGACUGACAUUUUAAUCAUUCAUUCUAAUGUGCAAAGACUCCACAAUGAAACAGAACAAUACAGGAACCGUCUCAUCGCUCCGGCCUCCAUUGAAGUUGAGAACCGGGAUCAGGAAGGAAACAAUAAUGAUGACCCAAGAAAAAGGAUAGAAGAGCAGAAGGAGAAUGACAGAUAUGAGAAACACAAACAGCAGAAAGGCAAUGCUGAAAUUUCAAAACAAAAAACCAACAAGCAAAGUCACCCCAACCAAAAUAUAUAUUCUUGUAAAAUUAGCUAUGAAAACGUUUCUCUAACAAGUCACUUGAGUUCACACAUGAGAACACAUACGGCUAAAAAGCCUUUCACAUGUACAACUUGUGGAAAGAGUUACAUUAGUAGAAGUGGUUUAACUCAUCACAUGAUGGCUCACACAGGGGAGAAGCCUUUCACCUGUGUGAACUGUGGAAAAUGUUUUGGUCAGAAAAGUGUUUUAAAAACACACAUGAGAACUCACACAGGAGAGAAGCCUUUCACAUGUUUGACCUGUGGAAAAACUUUUAUUCAAAAAGGUAAUUUAGAAAUACACAUGAGCGUUCACACAGGUGAGAAGCCUUUCACCUGCGUGAACUGUGGAAAAUGUUUUAGUCUAAAGUGUUAUUUAAAAAUUCACAUGAGAACUCACACAGGUGAGAAGCCUUUCACAUGUGUGAACUGUGGAAAAAGUUUUGGUCAACAAAGUGCUUUAAAAACACACAUGAGAUGUCACACAGGAGAGAAGCCUUUCACAUGUUUGAACUGUGGAAAGAGUUAUAGAGAUAGACGUGAUUUAACUUGUCACAUGAGAGCUCACACAGGUGAGAAGCCUUACACAUGUGUGAACUGUGGAAAGAGUUAUAGAGAUAGACGUGAUUUAACUUGUCACAUGAGAACUCACACAGGUGAGAAGCCUUACACAUGUGUCACAUGUGGGAAGAGUUUCAGUUAUAAAACUCUUUUAAAUUAUCACAUGAGAAUUCACACAGGUGAGAAGCCUUUUGCAUGUGUGACCUGUGGGAAGAGUUUCACUUAUAAAACUCUUUUAAAUUAUCACAUGAGAAUUCACACAGGUGAGAAGCCUUUUGCAUGUGUGAACUGUGGAAAAUGUUAUAGUCUAAAAAGCAAUUUAAAAAUUCACAUGAGAAAUCAUACAGGUGAGAAUCUUUUCACAUGUCUGACCUGUGGAAAAUGUUUUUCAAAAAAUAAUAAUUUGGCACGUCACAUAAGAACUCACACAGGUGAGAAGCCUUUUGUAUGUGUGACCUGCGGAAAGAGUUACAGUGAUAGAAGUACUUUAACUUAUCACAUGAGAAAUCACUCAGGGGAGAAGCCUUUCACGUGUUUGACCUGUGGAAAAAGUUUUACAAAAAAUAGUACUUUGGUACAUCACAUGAGAACCCACACAGGUGAGAAGCCUUUCACAUGUUUGACCUGUGGAAAAACUUUUGCAAAAAAUUAUUAUUUGACACGUCACAUGAAAACUCACUCAGGUGAGAAGCCUUUUGCAUGUGUGACCUGUGGAAAAUGUUUUACACAAAAUAGUAGUUUGGCACGUCACAUAAGAAUUCACACAGUUGAGAAGCCUUUUGUAUGUGUGACCUGUGGAAAGGGUUACAGUGAUAGAAGUACUUUAAUUUAUCACACGAAAACUCACUCAGUGGAGAAGCCUUUCACAUGUUUGACCUGUGGAAAAUGUUUUACAAAAAAUAGUAAUUUGGCACGUCACAUGAGCGCUCACUCAGGUGAGAAUCAUUUCCCAUGUGUGAAGUGUGGAAAGAGUUUUACAAAAAAAGACAGUUUGAUACAUCACAUGAGAACUCACACAGGUGAGAAGCCUUUCUUGUAAGACCUUUUGAAAGAGUAAGUGAUAUACAUAUUUUAACUGUUCACCUGAGAAGUCACAAAGGUGGAAAAGACAUUAUGAAUUUUUUUUGUGAAAAAUAUUAGACAAAGGGGGCGCUGGUGAGCAAUGGAGAAGUAGGCAGCGUUUCCCUAGAGUUCCUGCAAAUUUUGAAAGAUUUUUGCCACUAACUUGAUAUUUGGACAGUUCUACAAUAGGUUGGGAGACAUAACAAUCUACACUUCAUUUAACUGCACCAGGAUAUGAUGAAAGCAAACUUGAGGAUGCAUGCCUCCAACAAGGACAAGAAAGGGAAAGAACCAGGCUCAGCCGCCCCGGACUCGCCUGAAGGUAGCUAUCCCACGGCUAAUGCUACCAUCCAAGAGGCUAUAAACUCUCUCCGCACAGAACUACAAGUCACCAAGUCAGACAUUUGUCAGACAAUAGACACCCGCAUCGAAGAGGUGUCCGCCACUAUCAGAGGAGAACUUCUCGCCCUCAAAACAGAGACUCAAAAUGCCAUUCACGGGUUGAAAACAUCCAGCGACCAACAUGGCACAUCCAUUGCUGAACUAGAACGAGCGGCCACACAGUCUUAGGACACCAUAACCACGCUACAGUCAGAGAUAAAACGUCUACGCACAGAAACGAAUCAACUAACAGAAAAAUACAUGGAUCUUGAAGGAAGGUUCAGACGACAAAACAUACGGAUCGCAAUGUUAAAAGAAGGGGCAGAGAAAGGCGCAGAAUUAAACGGAUUUGUCUCACAGCUCCCGAAAGACGUGCUGACUUUGGAUGACUUACCGCAGGUGGACCGCGCUCAUAGAGCUCUACGAAGGCGUCCAGAUGACACAGGACCUCCUCGGGUGUUGGUGGUGAGACUCCACUAUUACCGCGAUGUUACUAUGAUUCUCCGGAAGGCCAUGACUCAAAGGAACCUGGCUUACCGCAGGCAGAAGAUCCACAUCUUCCCUGACUUUGCCCACGAGAUCGCAAAACGCAGAGCUGCAUUUAACGGUGUCAGAGCACUUCUUCGGGACAAGCCGGGAGUUCGGUAUGGACUUUUAUAUCCAGCAAAGCUGAGAGUGACUUUCAGAGGAACAGAAACAACGUUCACACAUGCGAAAGAAGCCCAGAGGUUCGCGUAGGUCCAUUUUGGCACAGGCGGAGACAAGGCGGGCGGAGACAAGGCGGGCGGAGACAAGGCGGGCGGAGACAAGGCGGGCGGAGACAAGGCGGGCGGAGACAAGGCAAGCGGCCCCGUGGCGGACACCUGAUGCAAAUGGGGAAUGGCUGGAUCUUAUAGUUCUCAAAGUUGGACUGUCCUGUGAUGUUUACCCAGCUAAGUUUACAUAAUGUUUAGAUUGUUCAUUUUGGUUACAUAAUUAGUUGCUGUAAGGUUAUUUAGUUUAGUGCUUAAAUUUUAUACCACUGCAGAGCUUUUCUCAACUUCUAAUUAGGCGUUUAGGAGUUAAUAGUGAGGGAAGUUGUUAGUUGAGUAGGUUAAUGUCUCUUUGUUGUUUGAUUGUUACUCUUAAUUUAAUUUCUUUGUUUAUCUUGUAAUUUAUAACUUCCUUAGAGGGGUCGCGCCUUACUUUGCAGACUCUUCUUAGUAUGGGCAAGACAGUAACCAUUUUGUUUGACGGGGUGGGCUGGGACUUAUAUAUGAUGUAUAAUCAUCUCUUUCACAUUUAUGAGGACCUCUAUAUUAUUGUUCAUUCUAUGCUGAGUUAUGCAGGUUAAUACAACACAUACAAAGAAGGGCGGACAAGUUACCUUGGUCACAUGGAAUGUUAAAGGUUUGAAUAAUCCUGUUAAGAGGGGUAAGAUAAUGGCACACCUAAAGACACUGUCAAGUGAUGUAAUUUUCCUUCAGGAAACCCACCUCAAUAAGAAUGAGCACAUAAAACUGAGAUGUAGGUGGACAGGACAAGCUUAUCAUUCUACUUGUGCAGUGAGAGCUAGAGGCGUGGCAAUAUUAUUCAAGAAAGGUACACCUUUUACUCAUAAAAAUCAACCAUAUCCGACAGGGAAGGCAGAUAUUUAAUAUUAGUUGGAGAACUGUACUCUGUUCCUAUAACUCUGGUUAACAUAUAUGGCCCCAACAUAGAUUCUCCACUUUUUUACAAACAUGUCUUAGCCCAAAUACCUGACAUUUCACAGACUAGUUUAAUCAAUGGAGGGGACCUGAACCUUGUUUUAGAUCCAUACUUAGAUCGCUCGUCAACACGUAGAGCGCCAGUCUCUAAGGCUAGUAUUUUCCUUAAGGAAUACAUAAAUAAUUCUAAUUUGUUCGAUAGCUGGAGGAUUUUUAAUCCACAAGGGAGAGCCUAUUCGUUCCACUCAAACGUUCACAAUGUGUACACACGGAUUGAUUAUUUAAUGUUGGAUGCAAAAUUAUUGCCAUAUACUAGUGAAGUAAAAUAUCACAAUAUAGCAAUCUCAGACCACGCCCCUCUUUCUCUAGAGUUACAUCUAGAUAAUUUGAACCAAACUGAAAGAACAUGGAAAUUAGACCCACAACUGCUGAAAGAGCCAAAAUUCUGUAAAUUUAUCAGAGAGCAGGUUACUUUUUUCUUUGAAAUGAAUGACCUUCCAGGAACGUCUCCCUCAAUACUGUGGGAAACUAUGAAGGCAUAUUUAAGAGGCAGCAUUAUAUCUUUCCGAACAGCAAGAAGGAAAAGGAAUCAUGCAGAGCUGGUGGAUUUAGAGCAACAAAUUAAGCAACUGGACAAGGAUAACGCUACACACCCCUCUACAGAAACUCAUAAAAAAAUUAUUUCAUUGAGGUACAAAUAUAAUCAAUUAUUGUCAGAUCACAUUACUAGAGCUCUUAUUUUUACUCAACAGAAGUAUUUCAAAUUUGGGGAAAACCUUAUAAAUUAUUAGCUAGACAAUUAAGGAAAAUGGAAAGUGACCGUACAAUCAAUAAAAUUAAAUCAGAAAUUGGAGAAAUUUUAACCUCACACAAAGACAUUAAUCAUAGAUUUAAACAGUUUUAUGAAUCGUUGUAUUCUUCCAAAGCAGUAAAAGACGACUUAACUAUA